Messenger RNA from Medioppia subpectinata, 586 nucleotides. Lineage: Eukaryota; Metazoa; Arthropoda; Arachnida; Sarcoptiformes; Oppiidae. The record is from the annotation of a GenBank genome assembly.
AAACUCUCUCUGAUAUUAUGAAAGUCAAUGAAAAUCUCUCUUAAAUUUCAAAUAAAAUCUUUUUGAUUAUUGCUUUAAUUUAUUGUUAAAUCGGAUCUUCAGUUUUCGCUCGAAUUGUAUUUUAUUUGUUUCAAUACAUUCCUCAAUAUUUUGAAAAGUUUUGUCGAAACGAAAAUGAUCUCAGAGAUGAAGAUUCAAACCAUUACGAUAUCCAUUACUUUUGUAAUGAUAUUAUGUUUGACAUCAAUUAUAUCAGCAAAAUCUGUGCAAAUCUCUCAUUCAAAAUACCAUCAAAUGAGUGGAAGUCAAUUAAGUCGUGUCCAAAGAUCAGCCGAUGAAUACGAUGACAGUCUGACGCCUGACUUAUAUCAACCACUUCUUAAGGAACACUCGUUUCUGCGAUCGGCUUCUAAAAGGGCCGCGGCAAUGGGUGUGGAUUUACCCGAUUAUAUCCUCCACUAUAAGGGCAACAAUUGGCCAAAUUUAGGCUCAUUUCGGGAAAAGAUGCAGAAAAGUGGCAAAUAGUUAUCAACAAAACCAUUACAUUAUUGAAUUAUUUAAUAACUUAUUGUAACUUAAAAUAAAC